This is a messenger RNA of Tripterygium wilfordii, 1100 nucleotides long. Its product is annotated as auxin-responsive protein IAA29-like. The transcript is spliced from 4 exons. Gene Ontology annotation, cellular component: nucleus. Gene Ontology annotation, molecular function: protein binding. Bases 182 to 832 code for a protein of 216 amino acids. Lineage: Eukaryota; Viridiplantae; Streptophyta; Magnoliopsida; Celastrales; Celastraceae. Gene Ontology annotation, biological process: regulation of DNA-templated transcription. The record is from RefSeq and is a predicted model, not a curated record.
UCGCUUAACUAUUAAAUACCAAGACACCCAGAUUGCUUAAAUCCGAAAACUCUCUCUUUUGUCUCUCACACUCAAUUUCACAAACACCUUGUCUGCAUACUCUCCACGAACCCUCUCUUUUUAUUCUCGUUAGCGAUUUUACAAAAGCUUUCUGCAUUCUGUGUUUGAGUUGGAUUAGAUAAUGGAGCUUCAAUUGGGUCUUGCUCUUCCGGGAAAUCCAGUUAACGUGGUUCAAUUGGGUCCAGCUUUCUCUACUGAUUUUAGUGUGAGCGAUUCUAGCUACAGGAAAAAGCGCAGUUUUGAUGAUGCUUUUCAUGAGGAAAUGCCUCGAACGCUCCAGCUUCUGGUCUGGAAUGACAGCCCGAAUAAGGAUGAUGAUGAUCGCAAAUACACCGAUGAGACCCCUUGUGUAACCAACAACAAUGAUGAUGGAAAUGGAGGAAGCUUGGUGGGGUGGCCUCCAAUCAAGUGUUGUUGGAAGAAGAAGAAGCUUUUCCGCGACAAUUAUGACAGAGAAAGUGAGGAGAUUAAUUCAAUGACACAGGAGACCAGUGGCAGUUUCAAUGGUAGAUUACAAUCGAACUCAAUGUAUGUGAAGGUGAAGCUGGAAGGAGUGGGCAUAGCAAGAAAAAUUGAUCUAAGCCUUCAUCAUUCUUAUCAAACACUUACAGACACUCUGCUUAGCAUGUUUGAUAUAUGCAAUGAUAAUUAUAGAAACUAUAUGCUUGCUUAUGAGGACAAAGAAGGCGACUGGUUACUUGCUGAUGAACAUGUUCCUUGGAGGGUUUUUGUUGGGUCAGUGGAACGUCUCAAAUUGCUGAGGAGAGAAUAGAAAACCAUAUUGGGUUUAUGUUGCUUUCAUAAUCCAACUUUACAUAACUAUAAUUGAUCAAGAUCUGAUUAAAGUAACUAGUGUAUGAGAUUUGCAUAAGUUUUUCUAUAGAAGAAAAGAAAUGACUUUACCUUUCUUUAUGUUUUAUAAACUGUUUACGAGGAUUUUGAUUGUUGUAUUAAUUUUGUUGCAUAUGAGUUUUUCAUAGUUCAGUAUGGGUUGUGAAUGAUCUUGCAGUGGAUAUAGAGCGUCAAUGAUAUUGUGUUUC